Molecule: messenger RNA, 474 nt
Organism: Haemonchus placei
Lineage: Eukaryota; Metazoa; Nematoda; Chromadorea; Rhabditida; Trichostrongylidae
Source: the annotation of a GenBank genome assembly
AUGGGCAAAGACCUUAAAGAUGUCAAAAAUGUUAUUGAAUUUCCUGACAGUACUGUAAAUGUUAACUUGAAAUUCGACGAAAAAGACAUGCGGCUUCUCGACGAGUCGGAGGGGAGCGAGACUUCACACAUAUCCAUAACGCCAGGUUUGGCCGCCAAGUUCAGACCAACGAUAUAUGUGCUCAUCUCCUUCGGAUUGCUAUUAAAUCUCCUGAACGCGCUCGCCCAGUUGCAGCCGUUUCUCGGUGGUUUCCUUUCCUUGGUUUUAAUGAUAUUUCUCUACGAGUGGCAACGAAUGCAUGGCUCCAAGCUAACGAAGAACUCGCGGGCCUCUUUUGACUAUGCAAAACUACUAGCGUUAGACAAAAACUAUAUUCCAUUUUAUACCUUGGAGUUCUUACUUGGCGAAAGGUAUAAGGGAUAUGUUUUACCGUGUACUGGAGGUGCAGAUGACGAAAGGACUCCGAAUGAGUAA